Molecule: messenger RNA, 1186 nt
Organism: Cyprinus carpio (common carp)
Lineage: Eukaryota; Metazoa; Chordata; Actinopteri; Cypriniformes; Cyprinidae
Gene: sgms2a
Product: sphingomyelin synthase 2a
Exons: 4
Coding region: 271-1167 (298 amino acids)
Biological process (GO): sphingomyelin biosynthetic process; ceramide biosynthetic process
Cellular component (GO): endoplasmic reticulum membrane; Golgi membrane
Molecular function (GO): ceramide cholinephosphotransferase activity; sphingomyelin synthase activity
Source: RefSeq, a predicted model, not a curated record
UUAAUGUGAAGAAGCAUGUCAAUUAUGUAUAGCAGUUUUGCUUUUAAAUGUUUGGCCUGUGAUAUUCAUGGUUGAAAAUAGCCUCUAUGUGCAUGUUUAAUGGUCAUAUAUGUCUAUAAUUUACUUCAUUUAAUGUACUUCUGCUUUCAUUUUUUUAUAAGACUGUUCCAGCCACAUCGUAUUAUCGCCGCAGAGGAGAGUAACCUACAGUGCCUUACAGGAGAGAGUCUUGUUAGGAAGUCAGUCAUUAGUGGGUAGUUGUGGGUACUCAUGGCAUCGUCAGACCACCAAGGAAACAAGGACCCCACAAGCACCUCCCGAACAGAUGGGACGCCGUCCCCUGGCACAUCUUGCCCCGUCCACAGCCACGCUGCUGAAGAAGCGAAGCGGAACGGCUUGAGGAAAGCCCUGGUCAGACAUCGAGACUAUGUCAAAAUCUCUGUGCCUGAAGGAAAGGGCAACCGUUUGCCAUCAGAAUGGUGGAAGACGUUCAUCGCUUUGUUUUAUGCUGUUUUGAACCUGGUUUUGACCACGGUUAUGAUCACAGUGGUUCAUGAGAGAGUACCACCCAAGGAGAGCAGCCCACCGCUGCCGGAUAAGUUCUUUGACUAUAUAGACCGCGUGCAGUGGGCGUUUACAGUGACUGAGGUCAAUGGAAUGGUUCUGGUGUCUAUAUGGUCCAUUCAAUUGCUCUUUCACAGAUACAAGGCUAUUGUAGCAAGACGAUAUUUCUUCCUUUUGGGCACAUUGUACAUGUAUAGAUGUGUAACCAUGUACGUCACCACUCUACCUGUGCCUGGCAUGCACAUGGUCUGUGCACCAAAGCUCCAAGGAGAUUCCCAGGCAAAGCUGCAGCGUGUUCUGCAGUUGCUCUCUGGUGGUGGAUUAUCAAUCACCGGGUCUCAUCUGUUGUGCGGCGACUUCCUGUACAGUGGCCACACUGUCAUUCUCACGCUUACGUACCUCUUCCUCAAGGAGUAUUCUCCUCGUUCUUUCUGGUGGUACCAUCUUCUGUGUUGGUUAACGGCUGCUGUGGGUGCCGUGUGUAUCCUGGUGGCCCAUGAGCACUACAGUGUGGAUGUGGUGGUGGCGUAUUUCAUCACCACCCGACUGUUCUACUGGUAUCACACUAUGGCUAAUCUGCAGGUACAUGUAUCAGUAAUAUGAAAUAAUAGAAAUGCUCAAA